Messenger RNA from Carica papaya (papaya), 1476 nucleotides. Its product is annotated as transcription factor bHLH30-like. The record is from RefSeq and is a predicted model, not a curated record. Gene Ontology annotation, biological process: regulation of DNA-templated transcription. Gene Ontology annotation, molecular function: protein dimerization activity; DNA-binding transcription factor activity. Lineage: Eukaryota; Viridiplantae; Streptophyta; Magnoliopsida; Brassicales; Caricaceae.
CUAAUACAGACUGUUAAAAAUCCAUUUCUCUACGUUCUCGUCCAUUUUCCCCCCCGUUGUUCUUACUUCGUUGAAGUCCCAAAAUCCAUCAAGAGUCUCCGACAAAACAAACACAAUCAAGAUCCAAGCUUCCCUCGAAGAAUGCUUUUCAAGGCUAUAAAGAAGAAAAUGUGGAUGUUUUCUUAUUGAUCUCUCUACCCAAAUACCCCUCUGCAAUUUUCUUUUGCGUAAUGGAAGGAUCAACUAUCGCCAUAACAGCCAGCUCGCUCAGCACGACAUUGAUAUUCAAACCCUCUAAGCUUCUGAACUUCCGUCUCCAAAAGCUUUCCUUCUGGUUCGCCCCCACCACCCGCCCUCCUGGUUUUCCCUCCUCCACUCCUGGCUCUUGAGUUAUCUUCAUUAAAAACCUUUUAGAACAAUGGCCGCUUUCACUUUCAAUGCAAAUUCCUCAUCUGGGUCGGAUUUUACUGCGUUUUUCAAUCCAUUUUCUUAUAGUUUAGGGGGGUCUAAAGGUGUUUUCAAAGAUGAAUCUGUAUCGCAGUCUCUGGGGCUUGAUAAGGAGAGAGGAGAGCUUGUUAAAACUCCGAUGAGAGUGGGGAAGAAGGAAGCAUCAGAAGCUAAAGCUUUGGCGGUUUUGAAGAGUCACAGUGAAGCAGAGAGGAGGAGAAGAGAGAGGAUCAACGCUCAUCUUGAUACGCUUCGCGGCCUCGUACCUUCUACUGGAAAGAUGGACAAAGCAACAUUGCUUGCUGAAGUUAUCAGCCAGGUGAAAGAACUGAAGAAACAUGCAUUAGAAGCCAGUAGAGGUAUUCCCAUUCCAAUGGAUGAUGAUGAAGUGAAAGUUGAAACCUGUGAUGAAGAAUCAAAAGAAGGAACAUUUUAUUUCAAGGCAUCUCUCUGUUGUGAUUACCGUCCUGAGCUAUUGAUUGACUUAAGACAAGCUUUAGGUAGCCUUCAACUGAAGGUGGUUAAGGCAGAAAUGUCAACAUUGGGAAGCCGGUUGAAGCAUGUUUUUAUCUUCACCAGUCACAAAGGGCAUAUUGACGAUGCUAAUGAUCGCCUAGUCUUUGCAGAUUCUGUUCACCGAGCCCUAAGCGCCGUCGUGGAUAAGGCUUCUGCAAUGCUGGAGUAUUCAUCCAGAACAACACUUCCAAACAAGAGACAAAGGAUCUCUUUUUUUGAUUCCUCAAGCUCAUCUUCAUGAUAGCUUGAACUCUUGUCAUCGGUUUUGUCUCUGGGUGAGUAUCAUAUAUGCAAGCAGAUAAUCUGUCAUUGUUUAUAGUUAUCGAUGCACAAAAUAUGUGCACCUGAUUUUCUUGGUUUUGGGAACUAAAAGUCUUGGUUUUGAGAAGAUACUCUCAGUUUGCUUCAUCCCCAUCAUUAAUAUUUGUGAAAUAAACAUUUUACAGCAAGACAAUAUAAGCACCUAAGUUUCUUGGCCGUCGAUCCGUCACAAACAUGUGUAUCCGAGAAGGC